Fundulus heteroclitus (mummichog) is the source of this 1749-nucleotide messenger RNA. RefSeq names its product P2Y purinoceptor 2. Gene Ontology annotation, cellular component: plasma membrane. The record is from RefSeq and is a predicted model, not a curated record. NCBI's taxonomy places the organism in Eukaryota, Metazoa, Chordata, Actinopteri, Cyprinodontiformes, Fundulidae. The transcript is spliced from 2 exons. Gene Ontology annotation, biological process: G protein-coupled receptor signaling pathway. Gene Ontology annotation, molecular function: G protein-coupled receptor activity. Bases 97 to 1113 code for a protein of 338 amino acids.
ACAGCCACUGACAAGAUCAGUGUGACAGAAGACUGUGUUGCGAGAAGUGCUUGUUCACGCCGACGUCAGCUCCAGCCCUGGUGCCAGAACCUAAACAUGCCCGGGUCGACAACGGUUGGAGUUUUCACAACUGUGUCAAACACCAGCAAUUCCUCAUCUCUUUGCCACGGGGAGAACCAGCAUGUUGCUCUCACCUUUUUCCUCUGCCUGGUCUUCUUCGUCGGCUUCGUCCUGAACAUAUUCAGCCUGUGGGUGUUCUGGUGCCGUUUUCCGUGCUGGACGUCUGGAACCAAUCUGCAGUUCCACCUGGCUCUGAGUGACACCAUCGCCACGCCUGUUACUCCCAUGAUGGCCGUGUAUUUUGCGUUGGGUAACGACUGGCCCUUUGGACCAUUCCUGUGUCGGGUCAAGAUCGUCCUGCUGAUGAUCCAUUUUUAUGGCAGCACAAUAUUUCUUACUCUCAUCAGCAUCCAUCGAUACGCUUCGGUGGUGCACUACAACAGAAGCUGUUGCAUCAAACACAAGCCGUUUGUUCGGAAACUCAGUGCGUGUGUUUGGGUUCUGUUGGUGAUCCAGGCUCUGAUCUAUGCUAUCCUGCUCCCUCCCAGCAAAGAGAGGGGCACCGGUCAAUGUCUCUCCAUCUAUCAGAAAGGUCUGACUGAUUCCUACUUCAUCAUUAACUUCAUCCUGUUCAUCUUUGGAUUUCUGCUUCCUUUCUCCGUGUCUGCUACAUGCUACGGCUUUUUGGCAAACAAGCUGACUGAUCUCAACAGCAGCACAGCCAAAGGUCUGAAAGUCAAGCAGAAAUCUCAGCGGAUGAUCGGCAUAUGCUUGCUUAUAUUCGGUGUGUGCUUCCUGCCAUUGAACGUGCUGCGAACUCUGGGCGUCGUGUUCAAAAAAUUCUACCCGCUAAAAUGCAGAGCCCUCAGGCAGAUUGAGACAGCGUAUUACUCCUCCUGGGUUUUAGCAGGCGUGAACGGCUGUCUGGACCCUGUGCUGUACUGUUUUGGGUCUCAGAAUUUUCGAGAUGCAUUUCAGUCUCUCCGUAUUGAGAAGACUGAUGCUCCAAACAGACUGACCAAAAGUGAGUCAGAAGUUACUGCAACUAAGUAACCUACAGGGUUAUUGACUGAUUGGAGCCAAAUAAACCAAAGCAUACUUGGAAACAACCAAAGUCUGGCAGGUUGGCAAUCUUUAUCAUUUCUUUGGUCUUGUAGUUUUGUAGAUUUCCUUUCCUGUUGUACAACAGGAUUAACCAAAGCUACUUGACUGUUUUUAGCUCUUUAUUUGGUCGUUCAAAAACAGCUCAGAUUCAUAAAUUUGUACAAUAAUUUCAUUUAUUUGCUAAUUGAAAUAAGUUGCAAAGUUGUUGUUUUUUUAAGCAAUGCUUGUCUAUGUGGUUCAAUUAACGAAUGGUGAGUGAUUGAUGGGUUUCCUCAUAGGGGCCCCUUUGAUAGUUUUGAUUUAGAUUUUUGAUGUUUUAUUGAAAACUGUAAAGUAUACUAAAAAAUAAAAAUUAUUUAAAAAUUAUGAAAGCAAUUUGAAAUGUCAAACAGUUUUCAGAAAAGGAAACUGAGAGGAGGUUUGGUUUCCACCGAUUUAAGCCUGUUUGCUGUCUAUUUAGAAAUGUAUCUUUUAUAUGUUCUUAAAAUAUUGACUAAAAAAAAUAUUUUUUACUAGUAGUUUUCAACUGUUUAAAAUUUCUGUAAAUAGUAUUUUUCUUUUUGCAUGUGUUCUGCAGUCCUUUCA